Molecule: messenger RNA, 963 nt
Organism: Hansenula ciferrii
Lineage: Eukaryota; Fungi; Ascomycota; Saccharomycetes; Phaffomycetales; Wickerhamomycetaceae
Gene: BMT6
Product: 25S rRNA (uracil2843-N3)-methyltransferase
Exons: 1
Coding region: 1-963 (320 amino acids)
Source: RefSeq, a predicted model, not a curated record
AUGAGUAAAAAGUCAGUCAAAUUUGAAGGAGAUAACACUCUGAUACAUAAUGAUUUAAGUGAGGAAAGUGAUUUGAGUAAUAUUCCUGCUGUGACCAAAGAUAGUUUAUAUACAAAUGAUAUUUUGAAGUUAUUCCAAGAUAGUUUUAAUCAUAUAUUGAGCUCACCAAGCUUGGAGGGUUUUAUUCAAAAAGUGAAGUCAGAUCUUUAUAAUAGAGAUUAUAUCAGUGCUUUUGGUCAAGAUGAUAAAAGAAUGGCUUAUAGUGCAAGAUGGACACCUUCAAGAGCGUUAUGUUAUUCCUCAUUAUUUAGUUCAUUGAAAGAAGUAAAAGAAGUUAUUACAGACCAAAACUCAAAAGUUCUUUGUGUUGGAGGAGGUGCUGGUGGAGAGUUAAUUGGAUUAUCUUCUGUAUUCACUCAAUCAAGAGAUUUUCUGAACAAAGAUAAAUAUAAAUCAAAAUUAAAUAUCAAGUUGAUCGAUAUAGCUGAUUGGACUACAAUCGUGACUCAGUUGACAUCAAAAGUUAAAAAGAAUUGGCUGUAUGAUGAACCUGAUUCUCUGGAAGUCGAUUUUAUUAAUGAUGAUGUUAUAAGUGUGGACCCAGCAUCAUUACAUUUAACAGACUUAAACCUGAUUACUUUAUUAUUUACCACAAAUGAAUUAUUUGCUGAGGAUAAAGCGAAAUCUAUUAGAUUUUUCCAAGCUCUAAACAAGCUUUGUCAAAGUGGUGCUUAUUUGUUAAUCUCUGAAAGUGCAGGAAGCUAUAGUCACAUUACAGUUGGUUCAAAGAAAUUUCCAAUCCAGUUUCUAAUAGAUACUAUUUUGUUAGGUAAAAAAGGUGAAGGUGAAUGGGAAUUAGUAAAUAAAAGUGAUAGUUGUUGGUAUAGAUGUGAGAAAGACUACCAAUAUCCAAUGAAGAUAGAGAACAUGAGAUUCUUUUUUAGACUGUAUAGAAAGAAAUGA